Cadophora gregata is the source of this 1353-nucleotide messenger RNA. RefSeq lists its product as uncharacterized. The record is from RefSeq and is a predicted model, not a curated record. The transcript has 3 exons. The coding region runs from base 1 to 1353 and encodes 450 amino acids. NCBI's taxonomy places the organism in Eukaryota, Fungi, Ascomycota, Leotiomycetes, Helotiales, Ploettnerulaceae.
AUGCUUUCAAAACCGAGAAUCCUGGCUGUUGGUGUAGUGCUGGUGUCGCUAUGGGUGUUUAUGGGACUGUUACGGAUGCAGAGUUUGGAGUUGGAUUUGGAUGAGCAGGUGGGAUGGGGCAACAACAUGAGGAUAGAGAAUUGGUCAAGGGAGGACUUCAUCACAGAAGCGAUGAGUGCAGCUGUGGAGGAUGAUUUCGACUAUGGAUACAUCGAAGAGAUGUGUGAUGCGCAGGAAUGGGAUGACUCGGUCGUCUUUGAGUGUGAGAAUUUGAUCGGGGGAAUUGGAAACUUGAGGCAGGAGAUACUGCAUUGUAUACGAUAUGCUAUUGAUGCGGGAGCUGGAUUAGUACUUCCCGUGAUCCAUCUUAGAGAAAGCAGCGACUUGAGUAACUUGGAAAGCGGAACCACGUCGAUGGAUUACCUAUUCGACAAGGAACGUUUCCUGUCCCGGAUGGAGAGGGCAUGUCCUCAGAUGAGAGUGUACCAGGACGUCGAAGACCUCAAGAAAGUUGGCACCGUCACCAAGACCGAGCUUAUUGACCCAAAAAAGCUUCCUCAUGCGAUGACUUCGCGCAUUGCAUAUUCGUGCCGAGAGCACAUCAAAGAAAUCAGAGCACCACCUGGACAGAUCAGUUUGAUUCCGCUUGGGAACCUCUGGAGACAUUUCCCCAUAUGCCACGACCCAGUUGGGUUUGCCGACACGUUCGGCAAUCUGAUACCCUUGAGGCAAGACGUCCACCGCCUCGCCGCAACAGCUCUGUAUAAUUUAUACUCACAAUAUGACGUACCAAUCGAUCCCACAACAGCGACGACACACGCCUUCGCAAAAACAUUCAUCGGCAUCCACCUCCGCACCGCCAACGACAUCCUCUCAUACUGGCUCGGCUACGACGACCAAGCAGCUUACUACCUCCAGCGAAUCAAAGCCUCCCCUCACCUCUCCUCCAACUCAUCCCUCCCAGUCCUGUACAUCGCCAGCGGCAACGCCACAUCCGUCACAGCCUUCACGCACGAGCAGGAGGCCUCCCUCAUGCAACCCAAACACGUCAUCACGAAGCACGACCUGCUGUCUAGUCCCGACGACGCCGCUGAGCUGGCGGCACUGACCUGGGACCAGCAGGCGCUGGUCGACUAUCUGAUUCUGAGCAGGAGCGGCUUCUUCAUGGGUAUGGCGGAUAGCUCGUUUGCGUGGACGGUGGCGGUGAGUAGGAGAAAGGGGACGAAGGCCGGGACGUGUGGGUUUCCGAUGGGGUGGUGGAAGGGGAAGGUGUUGGGCGCGGCUUUGAGGGAUGAGUUUUCGGAUUUACUUGGGAGGCAUGGGUAUGGAUGGGAAGAUAAGAUGUGGCCCUAG